AAAUGGAAUGUUUUCAGUAUGUCUGUCUAUCUGUAUUGAACAUUCAAAACGAGAGGAAGUUCCCACGUGGUGUAAAUUUUAUUUGUAGAAUAUUUAAUUCGUAAAUUUUGAAAAAUAAUAUGUUGAAAGUCGAGUGGGCACCAAUAAAUGUCCCUUUGGAAAGGAGAAUACAAACUUUUACAACUGCGGUUUAUAUAUUCCUUGCUUAUGGUGUUUGUUUAGCUUCACAUUGCUACUACAUAUUCUUGCUGAUAUUUGGAAAUUAUUAUCUGAAAGCUCUGUUAAUUGCAUACGGAAUCUGGAUUUAUUUCGACAAGGAAAAGUCUGAAAAUGAAGUCAGAGGCUCAGGAUGGAGAUGGAUGAGAGAUAAUUUCUUUUGGAAACAUUUUCGGGACUACUUUCCAGUGGAACUUGUGAAAACCGAAGAACUACCACCAAACAGGAACUAUCUUCUAGCAUGCUAUCCACAUGGAGUAGCUGGAAUUGGUAUCUUCACAAAUAUGGGAGUGGACAUUUCGAAAUGGGAUGAACUAUUUCCAAAAGUUCGUCCAAAAGCAGGAACUUUGGCAUUUCAAUUUAGUACACCAUUUUGGCGUCAUAUUGUCAAGUUAUGGGGCUUAAUAUCGGUGACAAGGAAAUCUCUUUUAAACAAUUUGACAACUUCACAUGAUCCCAAUGAUCCAUUAAAUGCUGCUGAUGGAUAUACUGCAUCAGCUGUUGCAGUGGUUGUAGGUGGAGCACGGGAAGCCCUCGACUCGAAACCUGGCAAAUACAUCAUUACAAUUAAAGAGCGAAAAGGUUUCGUAAAAUUAGCCAUGCAAGCAGGUGCUGCCAUUGUGCCAGUAUUUUCAUUUGGUGAAGUUGAUGUAUUUGAUCAAUUGGAUAAUCCACCAAAUUCAUUUGUUAGAAAUAUGCAAUUGAUGGUGAAAAAAGUCACUGGCAUUGCUCCGUUAAUUAUUUUGGGUAGAGGAUUUUUCCAAUACAAUAUUGGCAUGCUACCGCAGCGUAGGCGUAUUGUACAAGUUGUUGGCGCUCCAAUUGAUGUACCAAAAUCUGAUAACCCGAAAAAAGAAGACGUUGAAAAGUAUCAUCAGAAAUUUAUGGACGAUUUGAAUGCACUAUUUGAAACACAUAAGGCUAAAUAUAUUCCAGAAUCAGAAAAGAUAUUUUUAGUAAUGAAAUAAGUUUAAGGAAAUUAAGUAGAACUUUAAGUGGGGUUAGUUUUUUUAUACGUUAACAGAUUUUGUAAAUAAAAAUACUUUAGAAAAGAAAUUA
This is a messenger RNA of Episyrphus balteatus (marmalade hoverfly), 1275 nucleotides long. Its product is annotated as diacylglycerol O-acyltransferase 2-like. The record is from RefSeq and is a predicted model, not a curated record. Gene Ontology annotation, molecular function: diacylglycerol O-acyltransferase activity. Lineage: Eukaryota; Metazoa; Arthropoda; Insecta; Diptera; Syrphidae. Gene Ontology annotation, cellular component: endoplasmic reticulum membrane. Bases 120 to 1184 code for a protein of 354 amino acids. Gene Ontology annotation, biological process: triglyceride biosynthetic process. The transcript has 6 exons.